AUGACUUUGAAUAACGUUGCAAGACCAGACCUAUGUGUUUCAUACAAGAAAAUCGCAGCACCAAAAGGGCUGUACUCUGCCACGCCAAGCAUAUCCGGCGUUGUGAACCAAUCUAUGCCCAUGGCCGCUAUUUUCUUGAGAAACAAGUUCAUCGCCUGGUUUUCCCUGAUCCAAAGCGUGCACUAUUACCUGAACACCGACGAAGACAUCGUGGCCGCUCAAAAGGAAGACAAGACAGCUUCCCCCAUGGACCAGCCUCCUGUGAUCAAGCUAUUCAUGAGUUUGAUCGGACUGUGCGUUUGCUACAUGAACUUGGCUUUUCCUCAACAAAUAGCCCCACCAUCGUCUAAAACCAAGACGGUAGUUGAACCAGCCGCCGAAGUUGAGACUGAAGCCGCCAAAUAG
Molecule: messenger RNA, 405 nt
Organism: Saccharomyces kudriavzevii IFO 1802
Lineage: Eukaryota; Fungi; Ascomycota; Saccharomycetes; Saccharomycetales; Saccharomycetaceae
Exons: 2
Coding region: 1-405 (134 amino acids)
Source: RefSeq, a predicted model, not a curated record